AUGGCAGGUGAAGUGAGGGGGCAUGUUCCGGUCCUCAAGCCUCACCAUCAGUUGUCUCUCUUUGCAGGUUCCCACCUCCGAAUUCUCCUCUCGUCUUGCACCAAGCUAUGCUCUUCCCCUCCCAUCCCAUCCGCUGCCCUCCACCCUCCCCAGGGCAUGUCGUGUGGCAGCUGUGCUGCUUCCGUGAAGAACAUUCUCGAGUCACAGCCUCCUGUAGUGUCUGCUUCCGUGAACCUUCCCAUGGAGACGGCACUUGUGACCAUCCGAUUGGCCGGGGGCGAGCCGCCGUCCGCUGCUGCUACAGCCGCAGCCCCCGCUACAGCCACCACCGCAACCACAGCCGUUCCAGCCGCCCCUGCUGCUGAGGAUACUGCUGGGGGCCACGGGUGGGCGGAUGGAGGGGCAGGGGCGGCAGAGGGGGGCGCGGCAGGGAUGGGGGUGUCUCGGGAGUGGCAGGAGCAGAGGCGGGUGGAGGUUGGGCGAGCACUAGCAGAGUAUCUGACAGAGUGUGGGUUCGAGUCCAAGCUCAGAGAGGAGUCAGCCAAGGGCUCAAGAGGCGCAGCAGCGGAGGAAGGGCAUGUGGCGGUGCCCGUGGGAGGAAUGGAGGAGGGGGAGGAGGGAGGGCCGCUCCUGGUGGCAUGGGCGCUGGCAGAAGCUUGCCUGGUGGGGCAUGCGUCGCACAUGCUGCAGGCGUCCUCCCUCGCCUCGCCUGGAACCAAGUGGCCUCACAUCACAUCCCUCAUUGUCUUCGCUCUCAUUUGUCCCUCCACUCUGCCCUCCCCAGGCCGGCGUCUCCUGGUGGCAUGGGCGCUGGCAGCAGCGUGUCUGGUGGGGCACGCCUCGCACAUGCUGCAGGCCUCCUCCCUCGCCUGGAAGCUGCCUGCCUGGACCCACGCCCUGCACUCCACGCCCGUGCACGCUCUGCUCUCCCUCACUGCCCUUCUUGGCCCCGGUCGCAAGUUGCUGCAGGACGGAUGGACCAGCCUGAGGCGGGGAGCGCCCAACAUGAACACGCUCGUCAGCCUUGGUGCCGUCUCCUCCUUUGCUGUCAGCGCUGUGGCUGCUGCCGUGCCAAAGCUGGGCUGGCCUGCGUUCUUCGAGGAGCCGCUCAUGCUGCUGGCGUUCGUGCUGCUAGGGAAGGCGCUGGAGGAGCGGGCUAAGAUCAAGGCCACCAGUGACAUGGCGGCUCUGCUAUCCCUGCUGCCCCCUCAAGCCCGUCGCAUCGUCCCUUCCUCGCCCUCACCCUCCCCACCUUCCUCUCCUGCUGCUGCAUCACGCCCGGCAGCCGCAUCAUCAGCAGCAGAAUCAGCAGCUGCAGCAGCCGCGGCAAGCAGCAGUUUUAGCGACACAGCAACGGAGGUGGUGCCCAUAGAGGCGAUCCAAGUGGGCGACCGAGUGCUUGUUCGCCCCGGGGAUCGCAUCCCGGUGGACGGCACAGUGGCGGGAGGGCGCAGCACAGUGGACGAGAGCAGCAUCACGGGGGAGCCGCUGCCGGUGCUGAAGCAGGCUGGGGACGAGGUGACAGCGGGCACGGUGAAUUUCAACGGGGCAAUGGUGGUGCAGGCGAGCAGGCAGGGCGGGGAUGCGGUGCUGGCAGACAUAGUGCGCAUGGUGGAGGAGGCUCAGGGCCGCCAGGCUCCCGUGCAACGAUUCGCUGAUCAGGUAUCCGGCAAGUUCUGCUACGGGGUGAUGGGCGUAGCAGCGGCCACUUUCGCCUUCUGGAGCACCCUCGGCCCCAAGCUCGUCCCGGCUGCCCUUGCUGCUGCCGGCCCUGGAGGCAGUCUGCUGCUGGCGCUGCAGCUCGCCUGUAAUGUGCUGGUUGUGGCCUGCCCGUGCGCCCUGGGUCUUGCCACCCCAACAGCAGUGCUGGUGGGCACAGCCGUAGCAGCAAGAAAAGGGCUGUUGAUCCGAGGGGGAGACGUGUUGGAGCGCUCCACUGCCGUGCAUACCGUGCUCUUUGACAAGACCGGCACGCUCACCCUCGGCCGCCCCACAGUCACGCGCGUGCGCCUGCAUGGGGAUGGUUGUGAUGCUGAAGAGAAUGAGCGUGGGGUUCGGAGACAGGGAGGAGGAGGGGGGAAAGGAGAAGAAGAGGAGAGGAGGAACGAGGUGCUGGUGUUGGCAGCAGCGGUUGAGCGGAAUUCCACGCAUCCCCUCGCGACGGCGAUAGUGGAAGCUGCUGGGAAGGAGGCGAGGCGGGCGCGGGUGGAGGACGGGUCGUUUUUCCAGCAGCCAGGGGCCGGGGCGGCGGCGGUAGUGGCCGGGCAGCAUGUGGUGGUGGGCACUCCUGAUUGGCUGCGAGAUAACGGCUGUGAUGUGCCUGUGGAACUUGAGGAGGCUGAUUUGAUGAGCAGCGCUGCAGAAGGGGCAUCCCCCGCAUCACCGACUCUCAGGCCUGCCAUGCCAGGCGACCCCACGCCAGGCGAGACCACCGUGUAUGUGGGGGUGGACGGCAGGCUCGCAGGCGCCAUCUCAUUGGUCGACAAGGUCCGCGACGAGGCGGCGGCGGCUGUAGCGGCGCUACAGGCCAUGGGGCUGCACACGGCGAUGCUGUCGGGGGACAAGAGACCUGCGGCCCUGGCGAUCGCUCAUAAAGUCGGCAUCCCUGAGAACGAGGUAUACGCGGGCGUGAAACCAGAGGGCAAGGCAGACUUCGUUUCGGCCCUUCAGGCAAAAGGAACCCGGGUGGCGAUGGUGGGAGAUGGGGUGAACGACGCAGCUGCAUUGGCUCGAGCCGACGUGGGCAUAGCCAUGGCUGGGGGGGUGGGGGCGGCGAGUGACGUGGCGUCAGUGGUACUGAUGGGCGACCGGGUGACUCAAGUGGUGGACGCCAUUCACCUCAGCCGCUGCACCUUCAACAAGAUCCGCCAGAACCUCGCCUGGGCGUUCCUCUACAACAUGAUUGGAGUCCCAGUGGCGGCAGGGGCGCUGCUGCCCUUCACAGGCACCAUGCUCACCCCCUCCCUCUGUGGGGCCCUCAUGGGAUUUGGUCUAAUCAAUCACAAGAAAAAGAUGGACGGAAAGCUGAGCUUUUGGGGCGUGGAGGUGAAGCCCAAGGAGACCCUCACAGUGGACCCCAACGACGAUGCUGACUACCUCCACAUUUCCCAGGCCGCGCUGGGAGUGCAAGCGAAGGACAACGAGAGAGUGGUGGUGCAGCUGAGGGAGGAGAUCGACGAGGAAGACGACGAUGACGAGGACGAGGCUCCUCCGGCGCCCGUGACGGUGGUGCUGGGCACGCUCGUGAAGGGCAAAGUGGACCAGAUGAGCCUCGAUCUCGUGCUCGACCGGCCGUUCAGCCUCUUCCACUCCGGCUCGCACAGCAUCUUCUUCUCCGGGUACAAGACGCGCGACAGCGGCGACGAUGACGAUUAUGACAUGGACGAUGAGUUCGACGAGGAGGAUAUUGAGGAGGACGAGGAGGAGGAGGAGGAGGAGGCGGAAGACACACCGCCGAGCAAGAAGGCCCCUGCCGCCGUUGCAGCCAAGGCUGGGAAGAAGGGGGCAAGCCCGAGCAAGGACGCAGAGAUGGAAGACGCGGCGGAGCCAGCCAAGCCCGCCGCUGCUGCUGCUGCCGCUGCUAAACCUGCCGCUACACCCGAGCCUGCAGCGGGCGCCAAGCGCCAAGCGGAUUCUCCCGCGGCCACGCCCUCGCCUGCGCUAUCCAAGGCGCAAAAGAAGAAGCAACGCAGAGAAGCUGCCAUAGCUGCUGCCGCUGCCGCUGGUGGUGACGCAGCUGCUGCCUCCCCUGCCGCUCCCUCUCCCGCUCCUGCCAAGGAGGCUGCCAAGCCUGCCACUCCUGCUGCCAAGCCUGCAGCAGCAACACCAGCAGCAGUGACACCGCCAGCAGCAGCAGCAGCAGGCACGCCAGAGCCUGGCGCCACAGCAACCCCUGCGUCUGGAGGGAAGAAGAAGGCUAUUUUCCACUGCACAUUGUGCCCCAAGAAGUUCAAUGCUGAGGCAUUUCUGAAGAAGCACAUGGAGACCAAGCACUCAGCCUAA
Messenger RNA from Closterium sp. NIES-65, 4002 nucleotides. NCBI's taxonomy places the organism in Eukaryota, Viridiplantae, Streptophyta, Zygnematophyceae, Desmidiales, Closteriaceae. The record is from the annotation of a GenBank genome assembly.